AUGCUGACUCUUUUGCUUGCUCUUUUAUCUGUUGUUGGGAUUGGAAGGACCAUCAAGCAGCAGCCAGAUGAAACCCUUCAAAGAGCUGGGGAGACUGUGACCAUCAGCUGCUCCCAGAAUAAUUUACAACGCGCCUAUAUGUUCUGGUACCAGCAGCAUCCAAGAAAUGGUCUGAAGUUAAUAGCCAGUACUACUACAUGGAAGCAGGUCUCUAAUGAGGAUGGUUACAGUGAGGCAAAGUUUCAGAUAAGCAGAGACAAUACUGAUUUGUCCAAGAUAACAAUCAAGAAUGUGACAUCCAAGGAUGCAGCCAUGUAUUUCUGUGGUGCGAGUGAUCGCACAGUGCAGCAAGGGGAUCAUGGCUUUGACACUCUGCAUACCACCGAGCAUAAACCAGUUGUUGCAUAUGCUCACAUGGAAGGCAUAACAUAUGAAAUACAGCUUAUGAUACAACAUUUUGUCACUGUGAAUAUGGCUAACAUGGUUUUCGGUGAUGGCACGAAACUUACAGUAAUGGAGAAGAACGAGGAAAUCAUACCUCCAGCUGUGGCCAUAUUUUCCCCAUCAAAGCAGGAGAUACAACAGAAGAGCAAGGCCACGCUGGUAUGCCUGGCCUCUGGUUUCUACCCUGACCACCUGACUCUGAUCUGGAUGGUGAAUGGCAUUCAGAGGACAGCAGGGGUGGGGACAGAUGAGUUCUCCACACGGAAUGGCAGUACCUACUCACUGACCAGCAGACUGAGGAUCCCAGCCUGGGAAUGGUUCAACCCCUUGAAUCGUUUUGAGUGUGUUGCCACUUUUUUUCAGAAUGGAGGAUUGGAAUCAAUACAAAAAUUUAUCUAUGGUGAUGCUGGUUGUGCACUCACAGAAGAAAACUAUCAGAGAAGGGUUGCAGAUGGAAAGUUUUUGUACAUUAUGCUCAUUUUCAAGACUAUUUUGUAUGGGAUGUUUGUGAUGGGACUCAUGCUUAGGUCCAAGGAGAGGAACAGAAUUCUACUCU
Messenger RNA from Acanthisitta chloris (rifleman), 1000 nucleotides. RefSeq lists its product as uncharacterized. Lineage: Eukaryota; Metazoa; Chordata; Aves; Passeriformes; Acanthisittidae. Gene Ontology annotation, cellular component: plasma membrane. The record is from RefSeq and is a predicted model, not a curated record. The annotation marks the transcript as partial. Gene Ontology annotation, biological process: cell surface receptor signaling pathway. The transcript has 7 exons.